GCAUUUGCAGCCAGCUACAAUGGCAGUGGGAACUCGCCACUGAGAACGGGUGGCGGGGGAAACACGUGAAGCGCGGCCCAAACGGGGGGGCCGAGGGACAGGCGCCGAAAAGGGAAUCUGAGAUGAAUAGAAUCUUGAUCGCGGGUCGUCAGCGCGUCUCCGGAAAACAGAGGCAGCUGGCGGAUCUGGGCGUCGGACUGUGCUCGCUUCUGGCCUCUCCUUUUCCGGCGGUCGCUCCUGAGAGAAAUCCCUCCACACAUUAAAUAUGCCCCUCCGCACCCCCUCUCUGCCACUGCCCUCCCGCCUCUCCGGCCCUCCCCGCCGUCCCCGCCAUGCUGCACACCCUCUCCGGCUCCCUCGCCCUCGCCCACGAUGACGCCCUGUGCAUGUCCAAACACGCCGCGAGCGGCCCCCUCUACCUCCAGCAACCCUCUCUGGGCAUCAUCGAACUCAUCGAGGUGCCUCCGCCCCCGCGGCCACAGCACUCCCUUCCCGCUAGCUCCUUUAUGUCGUCUUCGUACGCAUCCUCCUCCUCCUCAUCCUCCAGCAGCGACGAGACGGCAGACGAGACGGCGUGCUCAUCUUACUGCUCCUCCGAUCCGGAGGAGGAAGUAAGCCGGGUGUCAGUGCCGGACGAUACAUACAAGACACGCCUGCAUCGUGUCCUCGUCUGGAGAGAAAAGCUGGUGAAAGCUCUGGGCGCGCCAUCCGCAGCGCCCCCACCCACUCCUUCACCACAGCUCAAGCGGAAAGCUGAUGACGAGGAGCCCGAGUCAGACGACGACACUGUGAGUGUCACCGCAUGCGCCUAUGUACCGAGAGAAUCAUUCUCACCUUACGUCGCACAGGCAUCCCAUUCGUCGAAGCGGUCGCGCUCGAGUGCCUCCCGGUCACAUGCGCGAUGGCCGCAGCGCACUGCGAGCGUCCACUCCUGCCCCGCAUGCGACGCGUCCUUUACCACGCGGCAGAGCCUCCAGCAGCACGCGUCGGAACCUUCUCCCAACGACGCGUGUCGAGCCGCGGUAGAGUACGACUUCGAGGGAUGACCCUUGCGCCGCCGCCCCACGCCCCUCCUUCUCGUCCACCUUCGAGUGCCCGUAUACCCGCAUCACGGCACGGAUCCUCGCAUCGCUUCCUGCAUUGAAGCCGCCUCGGCGCCAUAUUGACUAUGCGUAGAUUCGCAUAAUAGUCUACCGUACACGUCAUUAACCUGUCUAUUCUUAGUCAGUCUCUGUAUCUCUACCCUGUCCUGCUAUAAUCAGCUGAGAGCUUGUUACUGCGUUACCACACUUGUACAUUCUGUAAUAGUACCGAAGCGUAUACGCCUUCUAUUCAGGUUAUUGUCGAC
Molecule: messenger RNA, 1348 nt
Organism: Fomitopsis serialis
Lineage: Eukaryota; Fungi; Basidiomycota; Agaricomycetes; Polyporales; Fomitopsidaceae
Exons: 2
Coding region: 333-1046 (237 amino acids)
Source: RefSeq, a predicted model, not a curated record